Aspergillus costaricaensis CBS 115574 is the source of this 1965-nucleotide messenger RNA. Its product is annotated as HET domain-containing protein. Lineage: Eukaryota; Fungi; Ascomycota; Eurotiomycetes; Eurotiales; Aspergillaceae. The coding region runs from base 1 to 1965 and encodes 654 amino acids. The record is from RefSeq and is a predicted model, not a curated record. The transcript has 2 exons.
AUGUCGCAAUCCGAGGACUUCUAUCAGAAAUUGAAUUCGAGAUCGAGGCAGAUUCGUCUUCUCACAUUAGAGCCUGGUAAAUGGACAAGGGCUAUCCAGUGCACAUUGAGGCAAACCCCGUUAUCCAGUGCAGGACAAUAUGAAACUCUCUCUUAUGCCUGGGGAGACCCAGCUGUCACCAAGACCAUUAUUGUAGAUAAGAAGCCCUUCCAAGUCACGGUAAACCUUGCAUCGGCACUCCGUCAUCUCCGCCGUGACACUCCUCGUACGAUGUGGAUUGACGCCAUAUGCAUCAACCAAAUGGAUUUGGAAGAGCGCGCAUCGCAAGUGAGCUUUAUGCGCGAUAUCUACCAGCGAAGUAUCUCGACAGUUAUAUGGCUUGGUGAGGGCGAUGAACGCGUCAAGUCAUCAUUCAAGCUUGCUCGAAGAUUUCGCCAGAAAAAUCGCGAAGAUCGUCCGUGGCAUCCAAAGAGCAUUCUGCUCCUUCACAAACUAAUUGGGAACAAACAUGGGUAUCGAAGCUUAGAAUUUCUGACUACUGAGGUGCUGAUGCGACCUUGGUGGACCAGAGCAUGGGUACUGCAAGAAGCCGUGGUAUCGAAACGUCCAAUAAUUAAAUUUGGACAUGAGGAAAUCGAGUGGUACUACUUGUGGUGGCUUGCCAGUGGCCUUGUGGGUGGCAUGAACUCGCGCUUCUUGUCUGCUCCAGAAUCCGCUGGAACGUUAAAGGAAGUACUUAAAAUUCAGAAAAUGAGAGUUGCGCUCAAGCAAAAACGCCAAAUUCCGCUUGCACAGCUGGUUGCUUGGAAUAGACGGCAGCGGUCUACAGAUGCCAGGGAUAAGAUAUUUAGCCUUCUGGGCCUAGUGUCGGACACACCUGUGUACUGUCUAAGACCCAAUUAUUCCGCGAGCAAUAAGCUGGUGAAUGUGUGUCUUGGCCUUGUGGAGCAAUCUAUCGGGGAGGGAAGUCUGAAUAUCAUCUGUAUGUGCCAGGGAAGCGAGAAGCCCAACUGGCCAUCUUGGGUACCUGAUUGGGAUGUUCACUCAAGUCAGAACGCUGAGAUUGCACACCCCUUGAUAAGCUCCUUGGCUGAUCAAGGCAGAACAGAUAUAGCUGGUUGGAACAAUGGACCUUUAAGUUCUGACUACGAUGCAUCUCGGUCACUGGCGCCCAAGUACAACUUACUUCGGAGCCCACUGGCUUUAAGAGUAGCGGGUGUUUGUGUCGACACCAUUCAUCGACUGGCGGAGACUGACCAUCCGGAUAAACGCAAGCAAUGGUGUUCAAAAAGGCCGGAUCCAUGGGAGAACCUCCUAUUGUCGUAUUUCCGAUGUCCCUCCAUCAUCAGACAAGUUUCAAACUGGAGAUAUGUGGGCAAAGAAAGGAGGCCGUGGGCAAGAAAUGUGCUUUUAUAUGCGAAGGAGACUUAUCAAGAUGUGCGCGCGUUGAUGCAUGAAGUAAAGAGAUCGGGAUACGAGUGUGGAUACGUCAGCGGUGGCUCGUUCGCGAACGCAUACUUUCGGACACUGAUUACCGAUGUAAUGUUCACCGGUAAUAGAAAAAAGGGUGUCUUUGACCCUCUAUAUGCUGAUCUUCAAGCUGGGAGUGCUGUUGGAAGAGGCGAUAAGAACACUGGAUUCGAGGAUACUGGCGAUUGUCUUAACGGAGAUGUGGGAAGAAGCUACGUAUUCGCGAUAACUUGCGUAUCCACCAUCAAGCGGGCAACCUCAUAUCGUCGACUGAUGAUCUCUUCGAAAAGAUAUAUAGGCCUGGUACCAGCAAAGGCUCAAGAAGGAGACCUCAUAUGCGUUCUCUUCGGUUGUUCCGUUCCUGUUAUCCUACGCAAGCAAGGGAAUAACUAUACCUUCAUUGGGGAGAGCUAUGUACAUGGGAUUAUGGACGGCGAGGCAAUCGAGAUGAUGCAUGAGGGGCCCUUGGUGGAAGAGGAGUUUACUCUGCUAUAA